Molecule: messenger RNA, 2323 nt
Organism: Nymphaea colorata (pocket water lily)
Lineage: Eukaryota; Viridiplantae; Streptophyta; Magnoliopsida; Nymphaeales; Nymphaeaceae
Product: BTB/POZ domain-containing protein At1g30440-like
Exons: 4
Coding region: 234-2072 (612 amino acids)
Molecular function (GO): protein binding
Source: RefSeq, a predicted model, not a curated record
UUUUGAGGGGGAGGGUGCAAUUGUGGUGCUAGGCGAUUGGACCAUCCUCCGGGGACACAACAACCCUCUUGUGCUCAACCCCUGAAGACCAGCAGCUGCUGCAAUUUCCCCACCCCACAAAAUACUCUCAAAAUUUAAUUUUCAUUCCGGUUUACAUCUCUUUCUCUCUCCGCCCGCUCUUUCUCUCUCUCUGGAUGAGAUGAUAUCUCCUCCCCUGCUCCUCCCAUGAUGCAAUGGCUUCCCUGAAACUGGGAUCCAAGCCCGACGCUUUUCAACGCCAAGGACAAGCUUGGUACUGUACAACUGGACUUCCAAGUGACGUUGUCAUUGAAAUCGGAGAAAUUUCUUUUCAUCUUCACAAGUUCCCCUUGCUUUCUAGGAGCGGCGUGUUGGAGAAGUUAAUUGAAGAGUCUUCUACUGCAGAUGGAACAGCGUGCAUUAUACAGCUCCAUGACAUCCCCGGUGGUGCAAAAGCUUUUGAACUUGUUGCAAAAUUCUGCUAUGGUGUUAGGCUGGAACUCACCGCAUUAAAUGUGGUAUCCGUUCGAUGUGCUGCUGAGCACCUACGUAUGACAGAAGAAUAUGGGGAAGGGAACUUGAUUCUACAGACAGAGGAAUUCCUCAGCGAGGUUUUCUCCAGCUGGAAGGACACCAUAAUAGCAUUGGAAACAUGUGAGGAAGUGCUCCUUCACGCCGAGGAGCUUCACGUUGUCACAAGAUGCAUCAACUCCUUAGCUAUGAAAGCCUGUAGCGAUGCCAGUUUAUUUGGUUGGCCUAUGGGAGGAGGGCAGAGAACUCUUCAGAGUCCAGGUGGUAGCUUGCUAUGGAAUGGAAUUGGUACAGGAGCCACACCAAAGCCGGUGACUUCAGAUUGGUGGUACGAGGACUUAGCAGUUCUUAGUUUCCCUCUCCUGAAGAGGUUGAUUUUGGCAAUGGAAUCUAAAGGCAUGAGCCCAGACAACAUUGCUGGAUGCCUCACGUUCUAUGCGAACAGUCAUCUCCCUGGACUGCAGAAACGAAACUCAGGGAACCAGGAGAAGAAUUCCCGCAUUUCUGUCCCAACAGAGGGCGAACAGAGGGCUCUGCUCGAAGAGAUUGUGGGUUUAUUGCCCAUGCAGAAGGGUGUCACGUCGACAAAAUUCCUACUUGGACUGCUUCGUACGGCUGUAAUUUUGCAUGCGAGCUCAUCCUCCAGGGAAAAUUUGGAGAAAAGAGUAGGGAUACAGCUGGACCAGGCCUCCUUAGAGGAUCUUCUUCUGCCAAACUUAACUUACUCUGUAGAAACUCUCUAUGAUAUUGACUGUGUACAGAGAAUUCUAGACCAUUUUCUUGUGUCUGAUCAAGCUUCUGCAGCUACCAGCCCUUGCUUGGUUGAUGAAGGGCAGUUGAUUGGCUCACCUUCGCUGUCACCGAUCACCAUGGUGUCCAGGCUCAUCGAUGGAUUCCUUGCAGAAAUUGCACCGGAUGUUAAUCUGAAGUUUUCCAAGUUUCAGGCUCUAGCGGCCAUGAUACCCGACUAUGCUCGGACACUGGACGAUGGCAUUUAUCGUGCUAUUGAUAUAUACCUGAAGGCUCAUCCAUGGCUGACGGACUCUGAAAGAGAACAGCUGUGUAGGCUCAUGAACUGUCAGAAGCUAUCGCUUGAAGCCUGUACACAUGCUGCUCAGAACGAAAGGCUGCCGCUGAGGGUUGUGGUUCAGGUACUCUUCUUCGAGCAGCUGCGCCUCAGGACAUCUAUCGCUGGCUGGUUUUUCGUGUCAGACAACAUUGACAAUGGGCAGGGACAUCACAGCCUCGACCUUCCAAAAAAUGAGGGGACAAUCUCCGCCGCUCCUGUCCAUAUCAAGGACAGCCACAACCUCAAGGUGGGGAUCGAUGACAUGAGAGUGCGGGUAUGCGAGCUCGAGAAGGAGUAUCUGAGCAUGAAACAAGAGAUUGAGAAGCUUGGGAAGCCAAAGAGCUCUUGGAGCGUAUUCUCCAGGAAGCUUGGGUUCAAGUUUAGGCCACAGUUUUGCAAUCCAAGAGAGAAUUCUGUUGCCAUCCAAGAUCCACCCAAGGGUGGCCCAGCUUAGGUCCCUGUCUCCUUGUUCCCCUAUAGAGAAAUAGUGUUCUGUUAGGUCGGUAUUCCACAAGCUGGUCAUCAUUCAAUUUAAUUUUUGUAGUUAACCUUAAUUCAAUUUUUAUUGUUUACCAUUUAACUUGACAGUAGCCACGUUCGGUAGCCGAGGAAUAGGAACAUGAAAUGUGGUUGUAUCAAUGUGUUUAUUGCUUCUGGUGGCAGUGCUUGUCACAGCAUAUCUGAAUGGGAAAUCAUGUUUAUUCA